AAAAGUUUGACGGCUGGGUUGUUGGUGUUUUUUUUUGCGAAUGGGAAGAAAACCCCACAACAAACGAGAGUUUGUGUUGUGCUCGACCGAUUCAGCCCUAGCUGGUGGACGCUGCGACAAAGCCACAAAACAUCUUCGUUCGUAAUACAACAGCUGUGCGGUGGUGGUGGUGGUGCAAGCCCGUACAUUCCCGCUUUGCCUACCAUGGCCGACGAGUAUCAGUAUGUGAGCAAGAGCAAGCUGAAGCUGAAGAACGAUUCCGACACGAAGAAAAAGCACAAGAAAAAGGACAAGAAAAAGGAAAAGGAGAAAGUGUUCCGGGCCGUGCUGGAAGACCCUGGCAAAGGCGAGGACCGCCACCAGCAGCAGCAGCAGCAGCAGCAGGGACAGGGGCAGACAAGCGCAGCCCCAGGACGGGUACUGACGAAAGCGGAAGAAUCGUUUAAAAAGAUGCAGGAGAAGAUGCAAAACAAACGCAUCGUGGAGAAGGCACAGAUGACCCACAAGCAGCGGGUAGAGUUGUUCAACAUGCAUCUCGACAGCCUGACCGAACAUUUUGACAUACCGAAGGUGUCCUGGACGAAGUAGUUGGACCAGCCAGAUCGGGAGGAAUGCACUGCUGUGGUGCAAUUACGGAUUGGCCACGGAUACGCUAUAUCGUGUGAUGAUGUGAAGAGUUUGUGGGUGUGUGUGUGUGUGUGAAUAAAAUAAAUCGUUCCAUAUCGACGUGGUGCAGUAGGCUACAGCUGCAGAAGCAUUCAAGCAUCAAAACCUGCUUCGAAGGCAUCCUUAGAACGAACGAACGAGGAAAGAAAGAUCGAGAACGACACGUACUACACCGCCUACCGCAAUAGAGGCUGGCUAGUCGAAAGUGGAGCGAAAUGCGAAAGCGUUCUGAUUCUGUUGGUAGGGCACACGAUGCAAAUAAUAAUUAAUUUUUUUUUUAAAUCUGA
Anopheles merus is the source of this 953-nucleotide messenger RNA. RefSeq names its product protein FAM32A. Gene Ontology annotation, cellular component: nucleolus. The transcript is spliced from 3 exons. The coding region runs from base 205 to 588 and encodes 127 amino acids. NCBI's taxonomy places the organism in Eukaryota, Metazoa, Arthropoda, Insecta, Diptera, Culicidae. The record is from RefSeq and is a predicted model, not a curated record.